AUGGUUAGAAGUUAGAAGAAAGCGAGCAGUGAUUGUUAGAGGACAGCCAGAAACUAGUGGUUACACUUCAGAAAGAGCUCAUUUGAGUCAACAGAGUAGAAUUAGUUUAGACUUCCAUGACGACGACUCCUUAGGAUUCAAGUAGAGACGCUAGAUAGGACAAAAUAAACGCACUGCGAAAGAGCCAGCAACGAAAGUUUUAUUCCUUUUUUUUAUUUGACGCACGUAACAAGUUUUAAAUGCAACGCUGUUUGAUUUAUGAGAAAACUAUGGCAGCCGAGACAAGGAACGGCGGAAGUUCACUGAACAACAAUAACUGCAAAGACCACAGCAGGAGAAAGUUACUGGUGGGAGUGGAUCUGUUCUGUUUAUUUCUAGCCGGCCUGCCUUUCUUGGUCAUUGAGACCAGCGCUGUUCAGCCUUACCGUAGAGGGUUUUACUGCGAUGAUGAGUCCAUCAAGUACCCGGCCAAAAAUGGAGACACCAUUAGCGACGGUGUGCUUAGCGCUGCUGGCAUUCUUAUCACCAUCCUCUCUAUCAUCAUUGGGGAGAGCUACAGGAUCUACUUUCUCAAUGAGGGAUCCAAGUCUUUUGUGGGGAACCCUUACAUAUCUGCUCUCUACAAGCAAGUCGGCGUGUUCAUCUUCGGCUGUGCCAUCAGCCAGUCCUUCACCGACAUCGCCAAAGUGUCAGUGGGUCGCAUGCGUCCUCACUUCCUGGACGUGUGCAAACCGGACUUCUCCACCAUCAACUGCUCCCUGGGAUACAUCACUGACUACCAGUGUCAGGGGCCAGAGAGCAAAGUUCAGGAGGCCAGGAAGUCUUUCUUCUCUGGACAUGCAUCCUUCUCCAUGUACACCAUGCUUUACCUGGUGUUUUACCUGCAGUCUCGUUUCACCUGGCACGGAGCUCGCCUGCUGCGCCCUCUGACCCAGUUCACCCUCAUCAUGAUGUCCUUCUACACCGGCCUGUCCCGAGUCUCUGAUCACAAGCACCACCCCACUGAUGUCCUGGCUGGGUUUGUGCAGGGAGCCCUGGUGGCCUACUGCAUAGUAUUCUUUGUGUCUGAUCUGUUCAAGCCCAAAGGGAGACGCUCCACCCAUUUGUCUACCCCAGUGAAGAAGGACCUCGUUCCUCCAGCAGACAUCAGAGAGCGGAGCAACCAUCUCAUCAUGGCGUAGAGAAGACUGCAAACUGUACAUAACCCUGACCUGUGCCAUUUGAAUCACUGCUACAGCCACUGGUUGAUACUGGAUAAGAUAAACUCCCAACAAUCUGGAUAGUACAGAUAGAAUCUCGAACAUCUCUGAGGAUGAGAGGAGGCUACGGAAAACCAUCGAAUAAGUUUUGCUUCCUCAACGGAAAUCUUCCAUCUUUUUCCUCGUCUCACCAGACAUUUUAAUGUGGAAAAGAGAGAGGACUGGGGGUGUAUUUAUACCUCUUCUGUUAUGAAGAUUAUCGGAGAUUCUCCUCUGUCAAAGCCUUUCCAUGGACAAAAGUUUGAAAUGAAACAAAACUGAGAAAUGGCAGCUGUAAACAAAGCUGUGUGUGGCUUUUUUGUGCCUUCUCCCCUCAGCUGCAUCCAGCACGGGAGCUACACUUAUAUUCCUGCCACUCACUCACUCACUCACCCACUCACCCACUGUGUGACUAGUACAAAUACAAUCAUGACAAAAAAACAGAUUCCUUGAUUUCACAAAGGAUGUUGUUUUUGUUUGGUUUUUAUUACAAACAUAAGCAUUGUAUGUGUGAUUUAUAGCACUAUUUUAGCUCAACUCAGUACUGUUUGUCACCACUUGAAUGACCUGAAGUGAAGCUUUUUUGGAAAGCUUUGUAAGCUUUUUUUUGUUACGUCCAUAAUGUAGUGUAAUUCCUUAGAAGGUGCACAUAAGUUACAGUAGGUGGAAAUUACAGUGAGAGCGUAUGUGUUGGAUGUGGGCCUCUUUCUGCCGGCUAGGACGAGCCCCCACUGAGCCAUUUAAUGAAAUGACUGUCUGUUAUAUGUACCAGACGGGCGCUCACAAGUGUUAGGUCAGAAUGUGUGGGAGUGUGUGUGUGUGUGUGUCCCUUUCGUACGCUUGUGUUUAUGUCUGUGUGUGUAUGGGUGAGGCCUUUCAGAGAGCGUGCCAGUGUGUCUUAAUGUCAUGUCUAUAUAUUUCAGUGUUUAUAGCCUACAAGUGUGCCUCUCUUAAGCCAGAGAACAGGCACCUGCUCCAACAGACACAUGUAACUCGAGACAGAAACACUGUGGAAAAUAAGCAUCACAUGCAGUUUAUGUACUUUACUGUUACUAAUCAUAGUGAUGAUUCACAUCACUACUGACGAAUCCUGUGAUAUACUGUAUGCUACACAGUUCUAUAUAUAUACACACUUUAAAUAAAGGCAGGGACUUGCUAGAGAUUGGUUAGUUACAGUAGCUUUUCAGUAUAAAAGCACAGUUCAGCAUUACAGUUAAAAAAUCUUUAUUUUGGCACAUUUUAACCGUUUUAUAUCUCCAACUCUUUCAAAGUAAUACAGUAGGGCUGACAAUGAGGCUCUGCAAUAUAAUAGACGAAAAUCAUUACAUUGAAUUUGUAUUGAUGCUAAUAUGUUUGUAUUGUAAUUAAUCUUUUUAGCAAAAAAAUAACUCUUAAAACCACUGACUGAAAGCAUCAUCCUACGUUACUGAGACAAGCUUUGAUCUGACGCAUAUAAGAAUCUAGUUGUUGUUUUUUUUCUUCAUACAUGUGUUGAAAAUCUACUACAGGUGCAUCUCAAUAAAUUAGAAUAUCAUAGAAAAGUGUAUUUAUGUCAGUAGUUCAAUUCAAAAAGUGCAACUAACAUAUUAUAUAGAUCCAUUACACACAGAAUGAAACAUUUCAUGUCUGAAUUUAUUUAAUUUCUUCUAAUUAUAAUGAUUAUGGCUUACAUUUAAUGAAGACCUAAAAUUCAGUGUCUCAAAAAAUUUGAAUAUUGCAAAAGACCAAUUUUAAAAAGUAUGUUUAAUAUGGAAAUGUUGGCCUCUGAAAAGUAUGUCCAUCUAUAUGACUCAAUACUUGGUUGGGGCUAUUUGAUUUAAACUACUGGAAAUAGACUUUUCCAUCAUAUUCUAAUGUAUUGAGUUGCAUCAGUAUAUACAUCAUCAGAAGAUUCUGCAUGCUCUCAUACAUUGUACAUUACUGUAUCGUGUAUAUAUGUAUACCUUUUGAAGAAAUGCCCACUAUGACUUGUGUGUCGAGACCUGUGUAAAUGUAAAACAUGCUGCUUUAAAGAGGCAAAGCUUGGCAGAUGUCAUCCAGUAACGUUGACAACUUGUGAAUAUUAAGUUUUAUGAAAAAACAAAGCUCUCAAGGCAGACAGCUUCAGUACAUGUUUAUUAAAAAUGCCUUUCAAUAUUUUUGUAAUGUGUGAAAUUUUUGUACAAUGAAACUGUAAGACGUAUCAAAGAUUAAAAAAAAUGUCUUUAAUAAAACACAAAAGAUCAA
Molecule: messenger RNA, 3464 nt
Organism: Centropristis striata (black sea bass)
Lineage: Eukaryota; Metazoa; Chordata; Actinopteri; Perciformes; Serranidae
Product: phospholipid phosphatase 3-like
Exons: 6
Coding region: 240-1181 (313 amino acids)
Biological process (GO): phospholipid metabolic process; phospholipid dephosphorylation; canonical Wnt signaling pathway
Molecular function (GO): phosphatidate phosphatase activity
Source: RefSeq, a predicted model, not a curated record